This is a messenger RNA of Sorghum bicolor (sorghum), 2565 nucleotides long. Its product is annotated as 3'-N-debenzoyl-2'-deoxytaxol N-benzoyltransferase. NCBI's taxonomy places the organism in Eukaryota, Viridiplantae, Streptophyta, Magnoliopsida, Poales, Poaceae. The record is from RefSeq and is a predicted model, not a curated record. The coding region runs from base 1097 to 2467 and encodes 456 amino acids. The transcript is spliced from 2 exons.
AUGUGCUAACCCAAGCAUAUUCCAACACGACACGGCAAAAGGACAAUCUAGGAAUAGAUGAUGUAGAGAUUCCUCUAUAUCCUGAUGACAGCACACAACUAUAGCUGGGUAAUUUCAUAUUCUUCCUUUUCAAAAGCUCCCAUGGUCCUUGAUUGCUAACCAAAAGACCUUUCUCUUUGGCAGACAACUCGAAUGCUAGAGCCAAUUGUAAGCAGGUGACACUGUGAUAGAACCCAACAAGUGUGAGCAUUGAAUCCCCAGAUAUAACCCCAUGUGUCUUUACUGUGACUAGGAUGGAUUCCUUCUAACUCAGUGAUCAACAACUGGUACUUAUCAUGGGCUUCAACUGAAAGAGGGACACGGGGGAAAAAACAGACUUAUCUUCGGUAGCUAGGAACUGCUGUACCAACGUGUGCCUAACAAAUGAGAACAAUUCUGGUCAAUAUGUACCAUGCCAUGCCAAACAUCUAAUCAGAAGAGACAGGCUGCAUGAGCCAUCAUCAGUUGUGACUGAGGCCAUGCCCUUGAAUGAAUUAAACCACUUAAGAACAUCCUUCUUCCAUCAAAAAGAGCUCUUCUCUAAUGUAAUUUAAUGAACCAAAUAGCUAAUUUUUUCCUUUUUGUUAGACAUUUUUUUUAUUUUUUUUUACUUAACUCAUUUAAUUACACUAGAGAAAAACAGCAUAUACAUAGCACCGUCUCCAUCCUUACUCUUUUUUUUCCUUCGACGCUGUAACGAGACCGAGGAGACAGCGAACGCAUGGUCGAAUUGCUUGAGGGCCGCCAGUGCUGUUGGACUACUGGCGCUUGUGCUCCCACGUCGCUUCUCCCUUGAAACCGCAAAACAUUCCACCAACCCCUCGCCGGAGCUCUUGCCAAUCCGCCAUGCCGCACCUACUUCCUCCAUGUUUUGACAGCUUUAAACAUCGACAGCUCCUGCUGCUCGUUGUCGUCUUCGUCGCCGCGGCGCACAAUCCAACUCUCACACGGCCGCCGAACAAUACAGCACUCGUCAGUCUGUGUCUCGCUGCACUGAGCCACUGACGCAGUUGCUCUCCAGCUCGAACGGCGGCUCACGCGCGCUCCUCCCAAUCCCAUGGAGCCACAGCAGCUGCGACUACGAAUUCUGGACACCGUGCGCCUGUCGCCGCCACCCGCCCCGGCGCAGCACGCGGCGGCCCUCCCGCUCUCCGGCCUCGACGCCGACCGCAACGCGCUCCACGUCACCUUCCGCACGCUCCGCUUCUUCCCACCUCCCCCGCCGUCCAUCGACCCCCACGCGGUCCUCCCGCCCGCGUUCGAGGCCGCGCUCGGUCUCUUCCCGGCGCUCGCGGGCCGCCUCCGCGUCCGCGACGGCCACGUUGUGGUCGGCGCUGCCGCCGUGCCCGUCGUCCUCGCGGAGUCCGGUCUGUCCGCGGCCGACGUCGACACCGACUGCCCCGGCUCGGCGCUGCUCGACCACCUCGCGCCGCCGGGGGACGGCGACGCGGAUACCCCGGUGCUCGCGCUCCAGGCCACGCGGUUCGCGUGCGGCGGCGUCGCGCUCGGGAUGCGGGUCGCGCACGCCCUCUGCGACGGCGCGGGCGCCACCAAGUUCCUCGCCGCCGCGGCGCGGUUCGCGCGGGGGCAGGGGAUGCCGGAGGUGGCGCCUGUGUGGGACCGGCGGGAGCUGCUGGGCCCGAGGCGCCCGCCGCGCGUCGCGACGCUGGUGUUCGACCGCGUCCUCGCGCUCGACGGCGGCGUCGCCCGGUGUGGGCCGUACGGAGCCGUGCGGGAAUGGCGCGAACAGCAGCGGCAGCUGACGAGGGAAUGCUUCCACGUGAGCAACGCGCGCGUGGAGGCGCUGAGAGCGCGGAUCGCCGACGAGGCUGGCGUCAAGCUCACGACCUUCGAGGUUGUCGCAGCGUUCAUCUGGCGCGCCAGGGUCAAGGCAAACGGGACCAGCUCCGGCGAGGUGGUGAAGAUGGUGUACUCCAUGAACAUCAGCAAGCUCGUCGACCCGCCGCUCCCCGACGGGUACUGGGGCAACGUGUGCGUCCCUGUCUACGUCACCCUGGCCGCCUGCGACCUCGUCGCCCAGCCACUGGCGGCAACCGCCGCCCUGAUAAAGAAGAGCAAGCAGGCCGUGGACGACGAGUACGUGCGAUCCUACGUCGACUUCCAGGAGCUGCACCGCCACGAUGGGGUCACGGCGGGAGCCGUGAGUGCGUUCACGGACUGGCGGCGGCUCGGCCAUGGGGAGGUGGACUUCGGGUGGGGCGGCCCCGACUCCGUGCUGCCGCUCUCGUGGAGGAUCCUCGGGAGCACGGAGCCCUGCUUCCUGCUGCCCUACGGCGCGGGGGAUGAGCGGCGGCGGGGAGGGUUCAAGGUGUUCAUCGCGCUGCAGCGCACGGCGCUGGCUGGUUUCAGAGAGGAAAUGCAGGAGCUGCUGUUGCAACCGAAGCAGUGUUCAGCGGGAAAACUUUGAACUUGUUAGAGAUACGGGAAACAGAGUUAUCUGCAUGAAAUUUGAAUUUAAUCCAAAUUUGGAUCGAAUAAAUAGUUAUGAAACAUACAUGACUGAUU